Leptonychotes weddellii (Weddell seal) is the source of this 2759-nucleotide messenger RNA. Lineage: Eukaryota; Metazoa; Chordata; Mammalia; Carnivora; Phocidae. The record is from RefSeq and is a predicted model, not a curated record.
GUUUGGAAGGUUUACAGUAGCUGCUCUUCAGUCCAAAGUAGAACAACAUGAACGUGAAACCAAUCGCCUCAAGAAAGCCCUGGAACGAAGUGAUAAGUAUAUAGAGGAACUAGAAUCUCAAAUUGCACAGCUAAAAAAUUCAAGUGAAGAGAAGGAAGCUAUGAAUUCCAUUUGCCAGAGAGCACUUUCUACAGAUGGCAAGGGGAGCAUAGGUAACGAGGAGGAUAUGGCAUCAAAGAAUCAAGGUGAUGGUGCCAGAAAGCAGCUUGGCUCAUCCACCUCUAGUUCUCACCUGCCAAAACCUUCUAGCAGUUCUGCCAGGCAGGAAAGCACCAGCAAAACAGAACCAAAUUGUUCUAAGAAUAAAGACCUAUAUCAGAAACAGGUGGAAAUAAUGUUAGAUGUGACAGAUACAAGUAUGGAUACUUACUUGGAAAGAGAAUGGGGUAAUAAGCCAAGUGAUUGUAUACCCUACAAAGAUGAAGAACUUUAUGAUCUUCCAGCUCCUUGUACUCCUUUGUCCCUUAGUUGCCUUCAGCUCAGUACUCCAGAAAAUAGAGAGAGCUCUGUAGUCAAAGCGGUAGGUUCCAAAAAGCACUCAAACCAUCUCAGAAAAUUGGUGUUUGAUGAUUUUUGUGAUUCUCCAAAUGUUUGUAAUAAAGAUUCAUCAGAAGAUGAUAGAAGUGAAAAUGAAAAGAAAUCAGAGUGUUUUACUUCCUCAGAGACAGGGUUUUGGGACUGUUGUUCCACAAGCUAUGCCCAAAACUUGGAUUUUGAAAGCUCAGAGGGGAACACAAUAGCAAAUUCUGUUGGAGAAAUUUCUUUAAAAUUAAGUGAGAAAUCAGGCUCAUGCUUAUCUAAGAGGUUAAAUUCUAUUCGCUCUUUUGAAAUGAAUCGGACAAGAACAUCCAGUGAAGCAUCCAUGGACGCAGCUUACCUUGACAAAAUCUCUGAGUUGGAUUCAAUGAUGUCGGAAUCAGACAACAGCAAGAGCCCUUGUAAUAAUGGUUUUAAGUCAGUGGAUUUAGAUGGGUUAUCAAAGUCAUCUCAAGGCAGUGAAUUUCUUGAGGAACCAGAUAAGUUGGAAGAAAGAACUAAGCCAAACCUUUCCAAAGGUUCUCUAACUACUGAUCAGUUAGAAAAUGGAAAUGACUGGAAACCCACUUCUUUUUUUCUCCUCUCUCCAUCUGACCAAGAAAUGAAUGAAGAUUUUUCUCUCCAUACCAGUUCUAACCCAGGAACUAAUGAAAUCAAACCCCCAAGCUGUUUGUUUCAGACUGAGUUUUCCCAGGGUGUUUUGUUAAGCAGUUCACACCGGCUAUUUGAAGAUCAGAGGUUUGGGUCAUCUUUAUUUAAAAUGACCUCAGAGAUGCAUGGUCUUCAUAACCACCUUCAGUCUCCUUGGUCUACUUCCUUUGUGCCUGAGAAGAGGAAUAAAAAUAUGAAUCAGUCAACAAAAAGAAAAAUCCAGAGCAGUCUUUCCAAUGCCAGCCCAUCAAAAGCAACUAAAAGUUGACUCAUUAGAAAGGUGUCAUUUAUGUUUUUGUCCUGAGAGGAAUAUAAGUUUUUAAAGUUACUUUUUUCCCUCAUAAAAGUUCUAUAUGAUUUUGAAUUGAUAGUCUGUAGUCAAGUGUCAAGUCAGAAUGGUGGAUUAGCCUGUAACCAAAAUACUUUUGUUCAUUUUAAAGAAUUUGUCCUUUUUCAGUUUCAUUUGGGCAUCUUUUUAAACAUAAAAGAUAGGGAGAGGGUUUCUUUUAAUGAAUAUUAUAUGUAUCUGGUUUGGGUGUAUUUUGUUUUCCUGGGUCUUGAUUUAGGUAUUAGAUACAGUGGCCUAUUAAUGAGCCUCGGUUGUCUUCAGAACUUGGAUUUCUUAAAUAAAACUUUUUGGGUUGUCUACACACUGCUCAUAAGACACUUGAGUUUCUUUAAAGCUUUCCUAGGGUGGGAAUAAUUUUGCCUGCCCUUUUUUAUUUAUAUUUAGUGAUGGCUCAACUUUUAGGCAGGGCCAUGGUUGAGAAAUAGCACUCUAUAUUAGUCCAGUAUUCAUUUACUUUUUUUUUUUUUAGGUUUUGUAUAUGUAUGUUUGCAUUUUUAACAUUGUGUUUUGUACAGUUUUUGUGAGAACGUUUUGCUAGAAUGAAAGAACACAUUUUCUAUAUGAAAAUAUUUGUUUUAUGUCAGGUAGCUUUCAUUUCCUCAUCUUUCUGUGUGUGUUGAAAAUCAGAAAUUGAGCCUACUUUGGAAAGAAGGCAUAAAAUGGUUGGUUGGGUUUGGAGGAGCCUAAACAUGGUAGCAUCAUUGUUCCAGAUACACAGGUGCAGAAGCGCUCUUUGCCAAAUGCUUGAUCCACUUUCAUUCCAGGGGAGCUUUUUUUGGAGUGAAGUUCUUGUUUGCAUGUUACUAUUCUUUGUGGAAACUCUGUAUGCAUGGUAGCAUUCUUGCUUGCACUGUUUUCCUUACUUAAGAAAAAGAAGUUUUAGUUGGCUAAUAGAAUAUCUUUUAUGUAGGACAGAAUUUUUUUUCAUGAAGAGUGUUGAGAUGAGAAUAGGUGAGCUAAGCACAAUUUUUAAUUUAGGCUCUGAAAAAGUAUAUCCUAAACAUGUUUGGUAUGCCUAUAUAGGCCUUUAAAAAUGGUUUGUAUGCUAAUGACUUGUUUAUCUAAUGUGCACUGAACAUUUUACAUUAAUACUGUACUGUUUUACAUCAAUACUGCAUGCUUUUCUAUGUGAAUUGAAUAAAGGAUGUCAUAAGCACUGUAA